Molecule: messenger RNA, 780 nt
Organism: Lodderomyces elongisporus
Lineage: Eukaryota; Fungi; Ascomycota; Pichiomycetes; Serinales; Debaryomycetaceae
Exons: 1
Coding region: 1-780 (259 amino acids)
Biological process (GO): signal transduction
Cellular component (GO): Ragulator complex
Source: RefSeq, a predicted model, not a curated record
AUGUUACAACAACGACAAAUUUCUAAACUCCUACGCAAAACCCUCGAUCCAAUUCCACAUCAGUCCAAUUCAUUAUCACCCAUCUCCAUUUCACUAUUAUCAACAAGGGGUAACCCGUUGAUUACAAUCACCAACACUGAUGUAAACAAGUCAUCUGAUGGACUUGCGAGCUCGUCCAACAAUACUGCCGAUCAAUUAAGAAUUUUUUCACUUGCAGCAUACAACUCGUUGAGCGAAGAAGAGGAAUGGAAUAUCAUUGAUUUCCAUUUUGUCAAGUGUAUCAUAGCAAAAAUAGUCACCAGCAACAAAGCAGCAGGACGUAUCGAGUUCAAAAGUAAAGAUUAUGAAAAUACAAACGAGAGUGGCGGUGAUGAAAAAAAUGGGUCUGAGCAGGAAGAUACGCGGACCAAGAGACAACGUGGAAUUAGUAUCUCUAGCCAGCUGCAACUGCAACUGCAGCAACAGCAACAGCAACAGGCGGCACAAGAAGCACAAUUGAUUCAGGGCGAUCCAAACACGCAACCAAAGUGUGCAGUAUUCUACGUUGUAUUGUUCUACGCAAAUCGUCAGAGCAAAACAUCUGGAUCUACGCCUCCAGUUUCGAAUAGUAUUUCUGGCAACGGUAGUAAAGCAGAUGAUGAUAAUAAUAGAGAUACUUCUGAUGACUUUGAUGAUGCUGACGGUAAUUACGACGAUGAUGCAUUGGCAAAGUUGAAAGUGGAUGCAUUAGUUGAUGCAUUCCGAGUCGGACUAGCUGGUUACUCAGAUGAUUAUUCCUAA